CGAUCUCGCCGCGGCCUCGGUUGCCCUCCCCCGAUCCGCCUCCCUUGCAUCUCGCGCCAUCGGGAAUCGUGAUGCCCCUCGAGGACUCGAUUCGGACCCAUCUGCUUGCCCGAAUCGCUGCCUGCGUCCGCCUGCAAGAGCUUCCACCGGGCGUCCUGGAGCGUCUCCGGCUCAAGGGAUCUGCUCAACUCGCCAUCAAUCUCUGCAGACUUCAUGACCACCUCUCCAAGCAGCCCAGCCAGUGCCCGGCGCAAACGGUCGACGGUCUUGCCUCUGCACUGGUGCAGUGUACCCUUUGGCCGCAAACCAACCGGCACCGAUCUGAGGGGAUGGAUUACGGCCAACUACUGUGCCCGCGCCCUCCGAGCCAUGGGAUACAGUGUCGUCUGCGAACCAAGAUGUGAGAUCUGGAGCGCCGAUACGGAAGUGCUCUUGGCUGAACUGGAUCAGCCCAUGGCCUCAGCUCCCUCAACGACAGACCCAUCGACGGAAUCCUCGACGGCGCUCCAUAACGUGGUCAUCCCGAGUGCCUCUGUCGAGCCGACGCAGCGCCCCGCUGGGAAGUAUCUCCGUCGCCUCUUCCACGGCGAUGUACAAACCCGUAUGCACUGGGAACAUCUCUGGAGCAGAUGGAAGGACGAGACACAAGCCAUAUUCUGUGCAUACAACCUCUCGCUCUCGAUCGAAGCCGAUGCUCUCGCUCACAGCCACGCGACAGUCCAGUCCAGGCUCGAGCAAUUGCCCGAUGUGUUCCAGCACGAGUCCAAGUUGAUCUUGGAUAUGACAACGCACGGGCUCGGUAGGAUGGUAUUGCGCGAUAGUGCCAACGAUAUCGACGAUGCGGCAUCCUUUCAGUUCGCGGCCGAUGUCGCCCAACUGCUCGAUCAGCAGAGCAAGGCCAGCCGUCGGGUUCAUCUCUGUGAACACAGUAAGGAGUACUACUGGAAGCAAUGCGCCAAGGCUGCGGACUUGUUCAGCAAGUACCAUAAAUCAACAACUCUGGCGCCGCUUGCUCGAACAUUGAAUGACGCCGUCGCAGCAGCUCCAUCGACGCCUCGCGCGCUUCCAUCGCAUGUUGCGUUCGCAUCUCUGGCGCAGUUUGACCACCCAACGACCGCGGCCGAUGGGUUGUUCGGCUGCCUCGAGCGAGCAAGCAAGCACAUGUUCGGCAUUUGCAUGGACCGGACAUACGACGACAUUGAUGCAACCAACAGUGGCCGAGAGUCUGAUUCUGUCCGCGACGCCGUCGGUGGACUCUCACAGAUCUCACGGCUUUCGGAGUCGCUUGGACUCUCGGUCAUCGUCAUGCAAAUCCUAUCAUUCAAACGCUCCAGGAGCGUCAAGUUUGAGUGGACAGAGCUCCUGGACCACGACGGUAGCUCUGGUGUCUAUUGCCAGUAUACUCAUGCAAGGCUCUGCGGAAUUGAACGGUACUGCGGCGUGGCUGUGGACCUUGACGCCGAUCUGGAGCCCCUCGCCCAGUCGCCUGAAGCCCUGGCGUUGGCGCUUUUGCUGGCGCAGUAUCCCAAGAUAUUCAUCCAGGGUAUCUUCAAUAUGGAGGCAUCGUCGCUGGCUGCAUUCCUCGUCAACGUUGCAAGCCAAGUCUCGUCAUGCAACUAUGGCAUGCGAAUCAAGGGGCAGACCCAGGCGGUUGCCCAGGCCCGGCUGAGAGUGUUGGGUGCUGCCAAGGCAGUGUUGCGGCAUGGCCUGGAGGUGCUGGGCCUGGAUGCCGUUGUCGAAAUGUAAGCGGCCGAAUAGAACAGCAGACGUCACUCCAGGUAUGCAACAAAACGAUCAGAGUGCGAACUUGUUGCAUAGCGCAUAAAGUACGGCCAAACUGUCGUCGCUAUCUGCAGCUGAGUCGACGACAGUUGCAGCUUGUUCAGAACGAGACAGGACUGUGCCCGUUUGCGUCCUUUCACGAUUCAGCACUGCUUGUUGGUCUGGGAAGUACACGUUAUUCAGAAAAAAACGGGACAACACAGCCGUUUCCAUGAACAUGUAGUAUGUGAUGUGCUUGCAUCAAGCAAAGCCAUAAGAAAUAAACAGAUCACUUUGGCAGCCUCCAAGUGAAUACCA
This is a messenger RNA of Polychytrium aggregatum, 2079 nucleotides long. RefSeq lists its product as uncharacterized. Bases 214 to 1746 code for a protein of 510 amino acids. Gene Ontology annotation, molecular function: ATP binding; arginine-tRNA ligase activity. Gene Ontology annotation, biological process: mitochondrial translation; arginyl-tRNA aminoacylation. NCBI's taxonomy places the organism in Eukaryota, Fungi, Chytridiomycota, Chytridiomycetes, Polychytriales. Gene Ontology annotation, cellular component: mitochondrion. The transcript is spliced from 3 exons. The record is from RefSeq and is a predicted model, not a curated record.